This is a messenger RNA of Rhinichthys klamathensis goyatoka, 2139 nucleotides long. It is a transcript of the gene mxra8b, whose product is annotated as matrix-remodelling associated 8b. The transcript is spliced from 11 exons. Gene Ontology annotation, biological process: establishment of glial blood-brain barrier; cell adhesion. The record is from RefSeq and is a predicted model, not a curated record. The coding region runs from base 61 to 1371 and encodes 436 amino acids. Gene Ontology annotation, cellular component: membrane; cell surface. NCBI's taxonomy places the organism in Eukaryota, Metazoa, Chordata, Actinopteri, Cypriniformes, Leuciscidae.
CUGAAAAAAACACGCUUUCAUCGCGCACCAGAUUUAACAAUUUUCUUCAACUUUUCGGACAUGUUUCUAGUGGCAUUCAUCUGCACUGCCUUGAUCUUACCAUGUGCCUGGGCACAAAACAGCCUGCCGAGUGUGGUUGUGGAGGCGAAGAACCUUACUCUUCCAGCCGGGUCAGAUGUUGUUCUUCCGUGUCAUAACCAGCGGAUGGUUUGGAGGCAGGAUCGCCUUCGGGACCGCCAGCGCGUCGUGCACUGGGACCUGAUCCAGAACCAACCCGAUUACACUGUGGAGCGCAUUUUAGAUAUGUUCUCAGGGGGAACGGAGCGCUUGUACAACGACUACAACAGGGGCCGAAUUACUAUUUCAAAAGAUGCCUUCAGCGAUGGAAACUUCUCACUAGUUAUUAAUAAUGUGGAUGUGAAUGAUAAAGGUAUCUAUACCUGUAACCUACAUCACCACUAUUGCAAGGUCCACCAGUCCAUUCAAAUCCAGCUCAACAUCACUAAAUCACCUCGAAAGGAAAAGCGUGUCUGGGAUGGCGAGAAAUCCGUGCUCGUGGUUCUGGUGGGGAAGAGUGUAGUGCUUCCGUGUGUGAACCGCAGACAAUUGUGGACGGACAGUCAGAGGGACGAGGGCCAGCAGCAGGUGGUCCACUGGGACUGGCAGGCUCCUGGAGUCACCCGUGACCGAGCAGACCGCCUCGUCGACAUGUAUGCCUCUGGAGAAAACCGGCAGUACGGGCCGCUCUUUCUCCGGAAUAAGAUGAACAUCUCAACUGAUGCCUUCUCCAUUGGGGAUUUCUCCCUGAGCGUCCACAACAUUCAGCCCUCUGAUAAAGGCCUGUAUUCCUGCCACCUUCACCAUCACUAUUGCGGCCUACAUGAAAGACGAAUCUUCAGGGUGAUCGUCGGGCCUUCUAUCCAGCCCUUGCCUCCUGCGCGCUCCUCUACUGAAGCACCGAAAACUCCUUCGCAUCCUGUCCUUCCUGCUGAUGCCCCAACAGUUACAAACAUGGUGGAAGCACCUCACGUCCUCAAUGUAAUCCUGCCUGAGAAUCAAACUCAUCUCCUGCACCAAGUGGGCUACAUCUUGGCAAUCUUCCUGCUGCUUCUCUUAAUGCUCAUUGGCAUCAUUAUGACCACGAGGCACUGCAGAAAGAAAGGGCUUGAGUUUGAGGUUCGAAGGUCUGAGCGAAGUGGUCGCAGGACGUCCAUUGAGCUCGAUGCCACAGAACUGCAACCCUACAAUCAGGAAGACUUGCGACUGGACUACAAGAACAACAUAAUGAAAGGAAGGGCAGAGGCAAACAACUAUCCCUCUUCAAAAGUUAUUGAUCUCAACAGAGAAAUGGAGAGAAUGUCAUGGAAGUGAUUCUUAUUGAGCUGCUGGCUGGUCCAGAGUAUACUGAUUGAAAAGAGAUUCAAGGAUUUUACAUUUACAUUGAGAACAAGAAUGGAAUUACUGUCUUUCUACAUCAUAAUUAAUGCUUACAUGAUCUUAUAAUACUCAAAUUCAGUUGAUAUUGGUAAGUCAAUUUAAGUGAAAUCAUUUUCUUAUCAUAACCGCAGUGUGCCAUAAUGGUUUCACAAUGGUAAUCCAUUGAAUUAAAGUUAAGACAAUUUGCUGAAUUCAGCAUUUGGUGGUACUCUAAAAGUUUGUGUGGUAGAAACCACUGUAAGUGUCUGAAUCUGAAUAGAAAUCACUUAUAAAACUCAGGAAGCAAACAAAUAGCUGUGGCUUCAGGUCUAAAUAGUCAAAGAUGGUGCACAAGUGAACCUCAAAGUCAAUUAAAUGUAUUGUUUGUGCUAUGCUGAUGUGUAUCUAUAUGUUACUUUUCUGAGGAAUUUUGAGUCCUAUUGACCAGGACUUCUUUGGUCCAUUAUCUUUUUUCAUUCUUUGUUUCACGGCAUUAUGUAGAGGACAAAGUUGCAGUUUAUUACAGUUAAUGCAAUAUGAGCAUUUUUCGUCACCAUUUUUCCUAUUUCCUUGGUCAGUAAUUCUCAUUUACAUAGGGUAUGAAGCAUUUAUGCAGUAGUUUUCAAAUGAUCUGGAGUGUACAUUUAUCUUUAAAGUGGCAGUACAUGAUCAUGUUUGUAUAGAGGACCAAUGUACAAAUAUAAUAAAGUUUAUUCUGAAAUA